AUCAAAUCUGUGUGAGAGACGCAUGUCAUGGCCUCAUCCAGCCAGCUGUGAGGAGACUAGCCCGCCACCCAGUGGGGGAGGGGUGUGUGUGUGUGUGUGUGUGUGUGUGUGUGUGAGUGAUCUCCUAAGGUGAGAGGCAGAGAGUACGGCGAGUGGGAGGGUCUCAUUCCACUUCCAGCGCCCACUUCCAGCACACUCAUCCUGGACACUACAGAGCGCGCUCACACACUCGCACGGGCCUGUGCACUCAGAGCAGCAGGAGAAAGUGUGUGUUGUGUUGUGUGGUUGAGUGAUGGAUCUCGCGCAGUAGAACUUGUACGGACAGGAGCUGUUGGAAUGGCAAACUGCUCGGAAACACUGCAAACUUCAGUCUGAUCAACAUGUCUGAGGCUAUUUGCUGUACGGUGGUGAAUUGCAACUGUGACUGUUUCAUACCAGGUAAACUGAGGCGGCGACUCUGUGAGCACUGCAGACAUGGCUGGGUUGCCCACGCUUUAAGUAAACUGAAAGUUCAUCACAUGUACCAGGGAUGUCAGGUGGAGAUUGUUCACUCCAACGUGGUGUUUGACAUCUGUAGUCUGAUGCUUUAUGGGACCCAGGCAAUCCCAGUACGUCUAAAGAUCCUUCUGGAUCGACUCUUCAGUGUUCUUAAGCAGGAGGAGGUCAUUCAGAUUCUAAACGCACUAGACUGGACAUUACAGGACUAUAUUCGCGGUUAUGUCCUGCAGGAUGUGGCCGGUAAGGUUUUGGACCGCUGGGCCAUAAUGACUUUCGAAGAGGAGAUUGUUACGCUGCAGCAGUUUCUGCGUUUUGGAGAGACAAAGUCCAUUGUGGAGCUGAUGGCUCUGCAGGAUAAGGAAGGACAAGCAGUUGUUGUUCCAAGUACUCGAACCAAUUCUGACAUCCGCAGCUUCAUCGAAAGCAGCAUGCAGCGUUCUGUGCGACUGCCGGCGAAAGCAGAAUCACCCAGCUGUAGUAACGGGCAUCAUUUUGAGACUCUAGUGAACAGUAUGGCCCUCAUGCUGCCACUGCAACUGCUGAAUUCUGCUCCAGUGCCAUUGCUGAGCUCCUGUAGUGAUUCCAGCUGCCAUGAGGCACAAACGAGACAUGAGCCUUCGGAACGAAGCCUCAGCAGCUCUGCUCCAUUCAACAUGGGGCCUGUGAGGGCAGAGGUAAUGCUGGACACAGAAUCUACAAAGAUAGAAGCAGAAGAGUUUAACAUGAGUGGAGACUCCUCUCCCUCCACCCCCUGUACGCCCUCCAUCACCUCUGAAAUCACACAGAUGUCCCCUGAGAACAGGAUGAGGUGUUCGGAGAAGAGCGGAAGCAUGAAAAAGGGUCGUGUGUUCUGCAGUGCCUGUGAGAAAACCUUUUACGACAAAGGCACGCUGAAGAUACAUUAUAAUGCUGUUCAUUUGAAGAUCAAACACAAGUGCACCAUUGAAGGCUGCAACAUGGUGUUCAGCUCCUUACGCAGUCGGAACAGGCACAGUGCUAAUCCAAACCCACGGCUGCACAUGCCGAUGAACCGCAAUAAUCGGGACAGGGACCUCCGGGGCGGUCUGAGCCCGAGGCAGGAAGACGAUGGUGAGGACGAAAAGAGGGAGUUCGGAUCUGUCCCGGAAAGCAGGACCAUCUCGAGUUUCAUCAUCCGCAACUCCGAGACCAAGCUGCACAGCUCUUUCUCCAGCAUGAGUCAGACUGGAAUCCUCUUUCCUAAUCUAAAGACCGUUCAGCCUGUACUUCCGUUUUACAGAAGCCUGGUGACCCCAGCGGAACUGGCUCAUACCCCUGGCAGCCUGCCCUCUCUCCCACUGCUGUCCUCCUCUGUUCCCAUCAAUGCCAGUAACGUGGAGACCAGCUCGGAGCCGGUGCCCAAAAAGAAGUCUAGAAAGUCCAGCAUGCCCAUCAAGAUCGAGAAAGAUGAGUUGGCAACAGAGGAGGAGAUGCCACCCCUCAGCCCCUGUACUGACACAGAAAGGUGUGAUGUCAUCAGCACGGGGCGUGUAACGCAUGGAGGACCUGUGGACUGUGACGUUCGUAAUCAGUUGAGCCCCAACUCGCGCAACACAGAGCUGGAGAUCAGUCAUAUCCUCUCGCAGUCUUCUCCUUCUCGCUACAACACCAAACAGAAGGAGAAUGAAUGCUCUAGUGAGAAAGAACGGGGGUCCCCAGAAUCUGAGGAGCCACCAUGCAGUUCACAAGCAGACCAACCCUGCGGUCACAAUUGUGAAGAGAGAGGGCACAGAUUGACAAAUGUAACAUUGCACAGAAACAUCGCAAGCAACAGUGAAAACUGUGUAGACGGCUGCAGUGAUCCAGAGACCGUAUGCACAGAUGAUAUAGAAGAUGCAUCCCACCCAUGUGAGAUCUGCAAUAAGACUUUCAAAAACCCUUACAGUGUAAAAAUGCAUUAUCGAAACGUGCACUUGAAGGAGAUGCACAUGUGCACUGUGGAUGGCUGCAAUGCUGCGUUUCCCUCCCGUCGCAGCAGGGACCGCCCAACUGGUCUUGAAAAACGUGAAGCUGGCAACACUGCAUCUGGUUCAUGUACAGUGCUCUGCACAUGCGUCAAGUGCAUGGAGGUGUGUGGAGCGCCAAGCAGACUAAGACACAGUGCAAACCUGAAUCUGCACCACAGGCUGUUGACAACAGAUCAUUCAGGAACGUCUUCUCUUCGCAGAGAACAUCCAGACGUCCCUCACAAAGAGUCCCUGAGCCAGAUGUCCGUCAUCUUUAAACGGAGUAACCGCACAGGCCUUGUGUUCCCCAUGAGUAAAUUACUGGAGAGAGCAGAUGAGCCAGUAGAGGACGCAGUGGAGGAAGAAGCCGUAUUAGACCUGAGCACCAGAGGAAGUGCGCACUCUUCAUGGGACUCUGAUGUGGGCAGCGAGGAAGGGCUCCCUCUAGAGGACAGUGAUGAGAGUUGCGAUGGAAUGAGUGUUGACGCGUCCACAUCUCCGCCGUGCCUCAGCCAGCAGUCUCACAGCUCAUCACCCAUUACCUGCCAUAUGUGUCAGAAAGUUUACAGCAACAAAGGCACAUUCAGGGCUCAUUAUAAAACAGUGCACCUUCGCCUCCUUCACAAGUGCAAAGUUCCAGGAUGUGAUACUACAUUCUCCUCUGUUAGAAGCCGCAACAGACACAGUCAGAAUCCAAAUUUACACCGUAACCUUGCAAUGAAUACCUCCCUCAAACAGGAGUAGGUCAAACAUAUUAUUCACACAUAUAUACACAGAGCCAUAUUCUCAUAAAUCUAGUCAUAGAGUCACUCUUGUCCAAUAAGUUUCAAAAGCGCUCUAUAUACUAUGUACUGCACAUUCAAGAGUAAUGUACAUAACUGGAAAGAAACAUCCAUUAAGGACAUGUUCAGAUAUGUUCUUCAUCUCAAACGUGAUUACUACUUAGGACCCUUCCCUUGUAUUUAUUGACUUGUACAGAGCAAGAUAGACACAGAUAUUCCAUAUAGUUUCUCAAUUGUGGGUUAUGAGGUGACAAGUUUUCCAUAUAAAAUAAUUAUUGCAAUGCGAAGUGAAAAAGACACUGUCCAACACAUGAGAAAGCAUAUGCAGAACCAAAACUUUCCUUGCUAUUAUAUUUUAAUUCCCCCCAUUCAUUAUCCAAAGCCACAUAAAGGCCAUGUAUUGAUAUCAUUCCCUGCACUUAUUCAUUGAGGGAACACAUCUUUCCUCAGCAUGAGACUUAAGACAGAACAUUGAUAGAGCAUGAGAGAGUGAGAGAGUGAGUGAGUGAGUGAGUGAGAGAGAGAGAGAGAGAGAGCAACAGUGUUAAAGUGAGUGUUGAAGUAAGCGAGAGAGUGAAUGUAAUUGGGAGAAUAAGCUGUUUGACUGAUGGUGCAGGGCUCACCUCAUCAUUUACUGCAGUGAAGUUUCUUGUAGUAUACAAAUAUGUUGAUUUGCUGUUCUGUUUUUAUUACGAAGCAAUCAGUAAAGAUUUUGUUGCCGUUUGAAUCAAUGUGGUCUUUUAAGAGGCUGUUGUGUUAAGUAAGUUAUUGUGUGUAUGUUUUAUCUUGUUUAAUUUGUUAUUCUUGUGGAGACCAAAGAUUCUUAAUCCAGGAUGGUGUGUGAAGCAGCACAAACAACUAGUACAUCCAAAUGUUUUAGAAACUUCAGGCUGCACACCAUAGUGCCUGUGAAUGCUUUAGCACAGGCUGCUCUGAAGACAUUUGAACACAUUCUUACAAUAUAUACACAAUGAUGUUGCUUUGCUUUUACUUUAUGAAGCACAUGAUGCUUUAGCAAGGUCUGGUUUAAUGACAUUGGACUGAAAAAGCAAAUUAAGACUUUCUGUAGUUAUGCACAUACAUAAAAGAGUCUUACACUGGCAGAGCAACAAACCCAACACAAGCACACAAACCAAUGGUACAUUUAUUUCUGUUUAACUGUAUGUUUUAUGUAUACUGUAUAAUAAUUUGUAACCUAAAAGAAAAAGGAAAAUAUAUGUGCUGUAACUAAAGCAUUCCGUUUACUGUUUCAGAUUUGCAUCAAUUUUAAAAUGAUGUCAGAGAUUUUUGACUCUGAAAUGUUUCAUUUGAUAAGCAGGAAUAACUAGGUUAUAAUACAGAUCUAUACCUAACCUGGAAUCAUUUAUUCAUGUUCUAUUGAAUAUGUUUUGUCUGUGUUAAUAAACAAUUAUUUAAAAACAUCAGUAAUAUUCACCAUUUCACUUUCAGUUAGUUGGAACUAAUUUAAUUUAUGGGUCAUUGAUUUGACACACAUUUAAUUAUUGUGUCCAAACCUAUUAACUUUUUCAUAAAAACAUUCAA
Messenger RNA from Myxocyprinus asiaticus (Chinese sucker), 4786 nucleotides. RefSeq names its product zinc finger protein basonuclin-1-like. The record is from RefSeq and is a predicted model, not a curated record. The transcript is spliced from 6 exons. Lineage: Eukaryota; Metazoa; Chordata; Actinopteri; Cypriniformes; Catostomidae. Gene Ontology annotation, cellular component: nucleus. Gene Ontology annotation, biological process: regulation of transcription by RNA polymerase I. The coding region runs from base 381 to 3206 and encodes 941 amino acids.